AUGGCAAUGGGACCAGACCCUCCCCUCUUUCCCAUAGCUUUUGCGCUUCCUGUAGACUAUUUUACUGCUGAAGAUGUGAUUUACUGUGAAUCUCAAGGGUUGUUUUAUGCUGUUAAUGGUGUUGGGGAUGUUGGGAGUUUUCGAGUUAGUAUUGGUGGGGUUUGUGAUGUAACCAUUUGGCAAGCUGUGAAUUUGAUACCAUGUGAUCUGCGGUAUUUGGUAUGGUAUAAUGGUGAACUAUUGCUGUUGACUCGACGUUUGGAAACAGAAGUUGAUAUCAGGACGUACUGUGAGUUGUACAGGACCGUUGGGUUCGAGGUGUACAGGUUUUGUGAGUAUGAACCUGGACGUGUUUGUUGGGAGCCGGUGAUAAGCUUGGGUGAUGGAGUGGUGUUUGUAGGUGAGAGUGCGUCGUUGGCGUUGUCAUCCUCAGAUUUUCCUGGUUGUAAGAAGAAUUGUGUUUACUUUACAGAUGAUCAUUGUAACAGUAAUGAUGUUGGGGUCUUUGAUUUGGAGGAGAAAUGCAUUCAUGCAUUGCCUUGUUUUCCAGAUGAUGCCAGUUUGCCUUUGUAUUGGGGGUCACCCAUAUGGAUUACUCCUAAUCCGCACUAA
Spinacia oleracea (spinach) is the source of this 612-nucleotide messenger RNA. RefSeq lists its product as uncharacterized. The record is from RefSeq and is a predicted model, not a curated record. Bases 1 to 612 code for a protein of 203 amino acids. The transcript is spliced from 2 exons. NCBI's taxonomy places the organism in Eukaryota, Viridiplantae, Streptophyta, Magnoliopsida, Caryophyllales, Amaranthaceae.